CUUUUUUUGUCAUCACGCAGGACUCUUCAGUUUACAGAAUUGAAUCUCUAGAAGUGGUUGUUUGCAACCCUGCGCCGAAAGAGAUAGGCCUACUGACUGAAGGGAUUUUUAAUGAUAAUUUUUUUUACAGCUCAAACAAUUCGUCAAACUUUAUCGUUGAGUUGACUUUUCUCUCGCUUGAUUGAUUUAUGUAGACUAAUGACCGCUUCACACACUGACUCGUAAUUUAAUCCUCGUGGUUCGAAUCGGGUGUGUAUUCUGUGUUCUAAUUAGUUGAUUUGGAACACUUGGUGCAUUCGGUUUCCACUUGUCAUUCCAGAACAGGAAAACCACCCGGCCAAAAGUCGACAGGUAACAGGUGACAGAGGCUGUGACUGUUUACUUCGCUUUUUAUCAAUUUUAACUUGAUUUAUUUUGAACUGAGACACUUUAAAAGUUCCAGACAACUAUGUAUAGCAUGAUGGAACACGAGUUAAAGCCCUCUGGGCAACAGCAGUCGCACCAAACCGCCAUGUCUCCGGUCACCGGCAACAACAUUGGCAACUCUCACCCGGGGUCCAAAUCCCUGUGUCCUCCGGGCGGGGACCCCAUGGACAAGGUCAAAAGACCCAUGAACGCCUUCAUGGUCUGGUCUAGGGGCCAGCGUCGCAAGAUGGCCCAGGAGAACCCCAAGAUGCACAACUCCGAGAUCAGCAAGCGGCUGGGCGCGGAGUGGAAGCUACUGACUGAUGCUGAGAAGCGGCCGUUCAUUGACGAAGCCAAGCGCCUCAGGGCGGUGCACAUGAAGGAUUACCCCGACUACAAGUACAAGCCACGCCGUAAAACCAAGCCCCUGCUCAAAAAGGACAACCAAAUGGGGAAGUACCCUCUCUCCGCCGGGAACCUGCUGGCCGCGGCCGCCGCGCAGGGCCAAGGUGGGAGUCCCAGGAUGGAGAGUUACGGGUGGGGCCCGGCGGGAGGUUACGCCGGGAUGCAGAGCGAGGCCCUUGGCUACACUCAGCAGCUGCACCGCUACGACCUGUCCGCGCUCCAGUACCCCCAGGCCAUGACCGCAGCACAGACGUAUAUGAACGGCGCCAACACCUACAGCCCCAUGUCCUACAGCAGCAGCCACCAGCAGCCCAGCCCAGUCAUGUCCAUGGUGAAGCCAGAGCCGGUGUCGCACUCCCCGACCGGUGGACCUAACCACCACCGCGGGCCUCUCCAGGGGGAUUUGAGGGAUAUGAUCAGUAUGUACAUCCCCGGGGGAGACACCAGUGACCCUGCCGCCCAGAGAGGAGGCUACAGCGUCCAGCAACACUAUCUCAGUGGGACUGUCCCCCUCACUCAUAUCUAGGGACCGGUGGGGAUAGUGACUGGGACUCAAUGUGAGUGUGCUGGCUUGGAGGGACACAAGGACACCAGUUUUGUCACACACCCUGGGUACAACACUGUCAGACCCACUCAUUAUGGUCCUGCGUUGCAUUAUAAAAAGCAGUGACUUUAUAUAAAAAGGUUAUUUUUCUACCUCCGCAUUUUGACUACAAUAAUAUGCCCCUUCGUCCGUCCCGUCCUCUGUCCCAAGACUGGGUUGUUUGUUCAGUUGCCCAUCCACUUCUUGGACGGAGACACUUCUCGAUUAACUUCUCGUUAUGACGGACUGCUGUCCUGUACAUAUACUUUACGACGAUGAAAUGUUUGUUUGUGUACAUAGGAUUUUUUUCCCUCUUUGACAAAAACGGAGCUUCCAUUCAAAAACGCCCGGGCCGCUAUGUAUGUCGCAAAACACCUGACUCUUGUAUGUUCACAAUGUUCCAUUGUGUUCAGUCUCCUGUAUUGUCCUACUGGCACAGUAGUACCUGCCCCUCGGGUUUAUGGGUAAUCAUGAUCACGACCUAAACUAAACCAACCGGGAGGGAGACAUGGGCUGCAUCCCAAAUGGCACCCUAUUCCCCAUAUAGUGCUCUACUUUUGACCAGAGCCCUAUGGGCCCUGCAUGGUCAAAACUAAUGCACUAUAAAGGGAAUAGGGUGCCAUUUGGGAUGCAGACUCAGAGGGGCUCCACCAUGGGAACGCAACACACUGGGAACCGGGUCAGUCAAUCACUAUCCUCCUAGGGCCAGUGACAUACAAAUCACAUGACCCGCCACAAGAAUUCUGAUGAUUCUGAUUCCAGAACUGGUUUUGUUUGUGUGGCCCAGUGGGGCCUCUCUCAGAACGGAACAUCUAAUCAACUAACCGCUUGCUAGUGCAGUGAAAUGGGGAGACCAAGGGAGAAACGCACAGAAUAUAACUUGGGGAAGAGAGGGAGAAAUGCACAGAAUAUAACUUGAAUGAAGAGUGACACUUUUUUUUAUACAAGUAUGGCCUCUUGGUGCCUUCUACUUUGAGUAAGUGCGCUUGUUUUUAAAGCCAAUCCAAUUUCAUAGGAUGACAUGGUAUAGUCUGUUGGACAAUCUUAUGAGUUCAUUGGAGCCAAUGGAAACAAGUAUAUGAGAUUAAUUGGUGUGUUUAGUAGUACUGAAUAUCCAAACCCCAUACCAAUGCAUUUUUGUUUGAGUCUUCAAUAAAAAAUAAAAAAUAUAUAUAUAACAUGGUUUUAAGUUGAAGGAAAAAUCCACUCCAAUUCUUUUUGGUAUUUUUUCCAUUAGUCCACUGUUGAUACAGUCCUAAAAUGUUUUGCAUGUCAAGUUUUCAAGAUAUAUGAUUUUCAAGAA
This is a messenger RNA of Coregonus clupeaformis (lake whitefish), 2696 nucleotides long. RefSeq names its product transcription factor Sox-19b. NCBI's taxonomy places the organism in Eukaryota, Metazoa, Chordata, Actinopteri, Salmoniformes, Salmonidae. The coding region runs from base 449 to 1336 and encodes 295 amino acids. Gene Ontology annotation, molecular function: RNA polymerase II cis-regulatory region sequence-specific DNA binding; DNA-binding transcription factor activity, RNA polymerase II-specific. The transcript has 2 exons. Gene Ontology annotation, biological process: cell differentiation; anatomical structure morphogenesis; regulation of DNA-templated transcription. The record is from RefSeq and is a predicted model, not a curated record.